Molecule: messenger RNA, 7035 nt
Organism: Xiphias gladius (swordfish)
Lineage: Eukaryota; Metazoa; Chordata; Actinopteri; Istiophoriformes; Xiphiidae
Product: guanine nucleotide-binding protein G(q) subunit alpha-like
Exons: 8
Coding region: 1038-2246 (402 amino acids)
Biological process (GO): phospholipase C-activating dopamine receptor signaling pathway; adenylate cyclase-modulating G protein-coupled receptor signaling pathway; action potential
Cellular component (GO): heterotrimeric G-protein complex
Molecular function (GO): guanyl nucleotide binding; G protein-coupled receptor binding; GTPase activity
Source: RefSeq, a predicted model, not a curated record
AUACCAGGAGCCGUAAAAUGCACGGACUACAAGGGUCCAUUGACUGUCAGUAAGACGUUUUCGCAUUUUGAGGGUUUGUUCCCGGCGAGUUCUUUUGGAGAACUCUUGUUUAAUACGAUGGAGGUCCUCUGUCAGGCCGAGCUUUGUGGUUUUUAGACAGUCGGCUGCAAAUCCAGGGAUGGCUAGCUGAGCUAACCUAGCCAGCUAACAAUUAGCCUGUCCAUUUAGCUAUCCUGGUCACUGGAGCCUUGGUCUGCGAGAGGAUACCUGCUCUGAGCGCGAUUGUAAAGCGGUAGUGUCAUUGGGGUUGCUGCAGGGCGUACUGUUCGUCGAGUGCUGCAGACGGCGGGACAGCCUCUCUGUUCCUUCAGUGGAUGGACAGUUUGACGGGCGCUCAUUGUCACUGCGCGGGCGUACGGUGUUGGUUUCGGGGCGGCUAGGCUUGUGCUCGGCCGGGCAACCAGCGGAGGGAUUUAACAAAUGUGGCAGUGGCAAGCAGUUGUGUCCCGCUGUCUUUGGGACCGAAGUUGGUAGUGUGAAAUUAAAAACCGUAUUUUUGAAGAGUGUUUCUCUUACGGGCUAACCAGCUUCGAGGGAAGGGGAUUAAAAAGUGUUGGCACGCUGAAAAUUCAUCAAUUUGUCACAUUAGCAGCGUUUAGCUUGCAAAGUAAUAUUAGCUCUGCUGGAAAGUGCAUCAAAUAAAAUGGUUAUUUGUACCGUCGCUAGUCAUCUAAGAUGUUUGCAGACAUUUUGCAUUGCAGAUUUUCUGUGAUCACCUGUCAGCCCCUGUAGCCUGAGGAUUUACAUAAGACUUCGACUAAGCUGUCAAAUAUUUGACACUUGACAGCAGUUUUACCAUCAACAAGGAAGGCCAGAAUCCGCACCAAGCGGCAAGCCUGUCAGGCUCGGUUACCAGCGUCUGGAAGUAACUUGCUGAAAACGGACUGUUGCUCAGAGUGGGUUUUAUUUAUUUGAUACUUUGUGUGAGGUGUACCCCGGCGCCCCUUGUCAGACGGGCUUUUUCAGCUCAUGCGGUGAUGACUUUAGACUCCAUGAUGGCUUGUUGCCUGAGUGAGGAGGCGAAGGAGUCCAAGCGAAUCAACGCUGAGAUCGAGAAACAACUCCGGCGAGACAAGAGAGAUGCAAGAAGGGAGCUGAAGCUUCUCCUGCUGGGUACUGGAGAGAGUGGCAAGAGCACUUUCAUCAAGCAGAUGAGAAUAAUCCAUGGGUCAGGCUACACAGACGAGGACAAAAAGGGCUUCACCAAACUGGUGUACCAGAACAUCUUCACCUCCAUGCAGGCCAUGAUCCGUGCAACUGAGACCCUCAAGAUCCCAUUCAAGUAUGAACAGAACAAGAAUAAUGCCCAGCUGGUGCGCGAGGUGGAUGUGGAGAAGGUGUCAUCAUUCGAUCAGCCUUACAUUGGUGCGAUAAAGAUGCUGUGGGCCGACCCUGGCAUCCAGGAGGCCUACGAUCGCAGGAGAGAGUACCAGCUCUCCGAUUCAACCAAAUAUUACCUUAGUGAUUUAGAACGAAUAGCAACUCCGGGGUACGUGCCUACUCAGCAGGAUGUGCUGCGGGUUCGAGUGCCUACCACCGGCAUCAUUGAGUACCCAUUUGACCUGGAGAAUAUUAUCUUCAGCUAUCUAAGUGAUCUGGAUCGCAUUGCGGAACCAUCCUAUCUACCAACCCAACAAGACGUGCUUAGGGUUCGAAUCCCAACCACUGGGAUCAUAGAAUACCCUUUCGACUUGCAAAGCAUCAUUUUCAGGAUGGUGGAUGUGGGGGGUCAGAGGUCAGAGAGGAGGAAGUGGAUCCACUGCUUUGAGAACGUCACCUCCAUCAUGUUCCUGGUGGCGCUCAGUGAGUAUGACCAGGUCCUGGUGGAGUCGGACAACGAGAAUCGUAUGGAGGAGAGUAAAGCUCUGUUCAGGACCAUCAUCACAUAUCCCUGGUUCCAAAACUCCUCUGUCAUCCUCUUCCUUAACAAGAAGGACCUGCUGGAGGAGAAGAUCAUGUAUUCUCACCUGGUUGACUACUUCCCAGAGUUUGACGGUCCCCAGCGGGAUGCUCAGGCGGGUCGAGAGUUCAUCUUGAAGAUGUUUGUGGACUUGAACCCAGACAGUGACAAGAUCAUCUACUCCCAUUUCACAUGCGCCACUGACACGGAGAACAUCCGCUUCGUCUUUGCAGCCGUCAAAGACACCAUCCUGCAGCUAAACCUCAAAGAGUACAACCUGGUGUGAAGGAGAAACCGAAGGAGAGCGAGAGAGAGAGAGAGGUGCGGGGGGGGAGUGUGAGAGAGAGCAAGCAAGACACCUGCAGUCCCAAACACACACACACACACAAUGCAGAGUCCAAUUCUAGAAACACACACAUCUGCAUGAAACACAGUGCUGCUCAAAGAGAUAAGCAUUGCUUCAUACUGAACCAGACCAACACUAACCAUGUUCUGUCCACUUAACUCCUCAGUUGUUGGUUUGCCCAUUUUUUUUAAAGAAUCUGUUUUGUGCUUCUAUAAAUUGCUCCUCUUGCACAAACACACAUGAAACACACUCAAAUAUAACACUCCCUCCAUUUGUCCCCCUCUCUUUGGGGUUUUGGUCUGCUCCGGGGCUCUUCUUGGGCCUCUUUUGGCCCUUGGCGUGGCUCACUUUUUUUUAUUUUUCUUUCUUUACACUACAUUAUCACCAGUGCUUGUAUGUACGAGGUGGGUAGAGGGCCUUCUCUGGGCAGAGUAAGCUUUUAUGGACAUAGGGCUCUCUCCCCUUCUUCUUAUUUAACCCAUGCAUGCUAUACACUACAGAAUGAAGGCACGAGACCAGGCUGCAGACCCUGGACUUUGCUCAAAGGGUAACUAAUUAUGAUGAUAGAAAUAUAUUAUCAGGCUGUGCUGGGGUGCAGUGAGAUUCUCGGUUCCCCGUGGGUCUUGAAUAGUAUAUUUGAAUUUUUAUUUGUUAGCCCUGCCCCAAACCAGAGCACAGGCGCUCUGUUGAAUGUAAAUAAAGCUUUCAUGCUGCUCACAAAAGGUGAGGGCUAGACAGAGACGACUACGCGUUCUCUGUAGACUUAAAAUAUUUUCAGCUAUAUACAUUUUUUGGUUAUAUUAUUUGCUACUGUUGUUCUCCAGUUAAAAUUGAAUUGAAGAUGAUUACACACAAGAAUGCAACCCUGCAGAAAGAGUCACAAUAUGUUCCCAAUACACAGCCCCUCAUUUUAAUGUGUUAAAAAACAUAAUGAAACCAUCAAAUUUAGAGACAACACUUAAAGUAUUUACAUUCUGAAUAUAAGCCUCCCCGUUAUUUUGCAUUGCCAAAUUCAAACCACAUACAUUUGUUCUGUAAAUAUAAUUACCUUGCCAGUAUCCUGUUCAUCCGUUCAGUGGUUCAGAUACUAACAAAACUUAUUAGGGAACUGGUAUUGCCAAAAAUCAGUGCAAAUUUUCUCUCAUGUUGGAUAAUUCAGAUGUUGAUGGCGUAACAACUCACUUUGUGUGGCAUCUCUUUUAUGUCGACAGUUGUCUGAAUCACACGUGUAUUAGUACUGUGAUUUAUUUUCCUUGUUUCCUUUGAUGGUGACAAUAAUCUUCCUGUGCACAACGUGUGAAUAAUGAUACCAGAUUAGUACAGUGCAAUAGUCAGUUGUAGAUGAAAUAAAGCUUUUGUGCUGCCAGUUAGCUUCUGUCACAAGUUGGUCUUGAUCAUCCAAAUGGCUUCUCUCCGUAAUCAACUUUAUUUUGCCAUAUUAUUUGGCCAACAUUUGAUAAACUGUAACCGAUAUCAAGAGAGUAAAUAGUUCUUUUUUUGUAUGUCUAAUUUAUCAAUCAGAUCUACGUAUUGUUGACACAGUAAAUGAGACUUCCUCCCUAGUUUCAGCGCAAAGUUUUUCCAACCUAGGAGAUGGGAGGAGAUUUUAUACUGCUGUAAAAUAUCAAAACUAUUUUAUGGACAAGUGUUCUAUCUUUCUAAUGAUACUUCAUAUAUUUAGUUGUUGCAGUUCUGUUUUGAAAUUCUUGACAAUGGAAAAACACUGUUUCCUUGUCGGGUUUGUGCUUUAUGCAAAUAGGAAAACGAAAACAGACAAAAAACUUUAGUGGUUGAAUAUUUACUGUUCAAAGAUGCUUGCAUUUUUUUGUAAUUUUUAAGGAUAUGUGUUGGCUAUUGGUACCAAUCCCAUAUCGUGUCUCUUGCCUGAUAGUUGUUUAAAUAUUCCAUUAAGCUGAAACUUGAUAUAUGGCUAUUUUUGUCUUCACAGUGUAAUUCAGGUAAGUUUUCAUAACUUUUUCAUCACAAGGGCUACUACUAGCAGCUUUCAUAGAAAUGCAAGGACUCUAUGGACGGCAUAGAGCAAAAGGUGAAAUUAAUUAACGAGGUGAGGGUGGAUGUUGACAUCCUGGUGAGGUGAUGGCCGCAGGUUCAGUGAGGGAGGAAUGCAGCAGUCCACAGAUAUGCCUACACGACAUUCCCAAGGGAAGUCCGGUGGCUGUUUGGCUCUUUGUUCGCUAUCUUUUUGCCUUUAGAGGAGGAGAAUGGCUAAUGUCAAAUGAAGUGGAGGUUCCCAAGGUGCAAAAGCACAUUUUUAGUGUCCUAGCUGUCACACCUAAAUAUCCUUUUGCUCUUCGUACGAACUGUGUGCUGAUAUUCUUGGCUUUACAAUAAUUUCUACUAUGUGGUUUUGCAUAUUUGGCUUAUCUUCUCAUUGGUAGUGUUGACUUUGACAUUGCCUGUGUUGGAGUCAGAAAAAAAAAAGGGAGUGCUGGGCUACUUUGAACUUUUUGUGCACAUUUAAAAAAUUGACAGUCAGAUUAAACAUCAAAGAAAUCAUUACCUAUGUUAAAUUGUUUGCCAAAAGGUUUACACGUCAAAUCUUUUGUAAUUUUUUUCUAUAGAGAAGCAGUGUGUUCUACCUACUUAGCCUUGAUUUUAUUUAGAUGCACCCUGUGAGAGUAAUCUUUGCAACUCUCAUGCAAAUGUGUUUAUUAUGUUGGUAAAGCCGUUGUCUCGUACAUUUAGGCUUUGUGCAUUCUGAAACACUUAAAGAAGGAGGGACUUGUAUAUUCAUGCUAAGUGCCACAAUUUUGUAUGAGAUGAAACAGCGUUUGAGAUGUUAAAGGGCUCUGACUUUUGUCAAAGCAAGUUCAGUCUGGCUGGGAUCUUGUUUAUUCAGCUUGCAUAGGUAAAUGGUUUAUCUUUGUUUCCCCAGCCAACAUUUAAAAGCCUUUCCUUGACCAUUUUGUCCCAUGUUUAGGAUGAAGCUUCACACACUCACUCGCUAACAUUAGGUAAUUUUGUGGGUGCCACAGUUCAGCGCACUUUUCAGUGUGAAAUUUUAAGAGCUUGUGUAGUUUAAUAUGUGAAUGAAUAAACUAACUGACAGACUUAGAGUUUGGAAAGGAAUAUUGUGUUGUGCUUCGCUGCUGGGAUUCGUGUUUUUAAAAUUCUCAUCUUAGCUUUCAGGGGAGACACUCCAUUCCCCUAAACUGUAUAUUACCACCUUGAGGGCAGGUGUGUAGCCCCUUACACUUCAUUCUCAUGUAGAUGAUUUUUUGUUUAGCAAAUUGACUUGAGAGGACUGCUGUGAGGAUGAUAAACAAAAUGAGGGUGACCCCUCCAGGGACCAGUGUCGGCACGAUGACGCACUCUUUACAAAGUUUGCUGCAUCAGUUUUCGCCUGCUGACAGCAUGUGGACUUAAUGCCUUCUCUGGUUAUGAGGGCACCAGAACCAGCACAGAAAAGGUCAGAUGGCUACACUACCAGUAAUAUGAGCCGGAGAAGAGCUGGGUCAGGUAUCUAAAAACCUUUCCAUUGUAUUUGUUUUAUCUGCAUAGAAUGCAAGUUGGAGAAAGUUCGCCAGUACGACAAUCCAGUACAAAACACUAUGCCAAGCAAAAUCAAUCAGCAACAGAAAAGACAUCAUAAAUUAAACAUUUGUAGUAGCUUGACCCAGAUCUGUGGUAAAAUUAUUGCGACUUUUGUAUUCCACUUUGACAUUAUGAUUUUGUUUUUCCAAAUGGAGCUUGUGUGUUAAGCCUCAGUAUUAAUGUAUUUAUUGAAACACUUGCCAAGUGAAGGUACUGAAAUGGCCAUUUUGGUGGUUUUAAUAACCAGUGAGUGAAUAUGCUGUGUGUUUACAUGUAAGCCAUUCUCCGCUCUCUUUUUUUUUUUUUUUUUGUUUGUUUUUUUCCCCCACUUGAUUGGACUGUGUAUUCUUUCCCUGGGUCGAAGGCACUGAAACUGCACCACUGCAAUGGGCCUGCAUUCAUGCAACUUAGAAGUGCAUUCAAGCGCGCUCGUUGGUACUCUAAGGUGUGUGUGUGUAUGUGUGUGUACAUUUUUGAUGGCUAUUGCUUAUGCUUGAGAUCCAUUCUGUUUAGAGGGAUGGACAUACAGUGAUAUUAAAAAAAAAAAAAGCUAUCUUUGCAUUUUUAUUUUUUUUCUUUUGUAAGGUUGAGACACCUUAACAUGUAUUUAGGACCACUUAAGAUGACAGACUUUUUUAAGAGUUAAAAUAAACUUUGUGUAGUGGUGUACAAAUUGAAAGUAAUGUAUUUUUGUUUGAAUUUUUUUUUUUUUUUUUUUAAGUAUACCAAAUGUAAAUUAUGUACAAUGAGUGUGCCAAUCCCCUUUUCUUUGUAAAGCCAGACUCUUAACAAGUGCCAAUGUUGUGAAAAAUCAGAGGGCCUGUGAAUUUCAUGGUCCAAUUUUUAAAACAAAUAAACAAUAAGUAUGUGAUUAAUUAACAAAAAAAGGACAAUUUUAUUCUAUAUUUAAGAUUAAUGAUGAACUGCUGUUUUUAAGAUAAAUGUCAUUUUAAUGCAUGUGUUUGUCAGGUUGGGGAGGGAGUGGGUGGGUGAGAUACUGUAUUCAUGAAACGCCCUCAUGAAAAGGGUCCUAAUGGUUAUUGAUUUACAGUAUUUUAGCCAUAUUUCUCUUUUGUAUGUUUCAUUUCAACCACUGUUGCCUGAACCUCAUUCAAACAUGAAAAUGAUUUUCAUAGCCUUCUCCUUUAAAUGUUUUAAAUUGGAAUAAAAUAUG